CCCGUAACUGUGUCUGGGUGCGCUGGUGGCCUCUCUUUAUAGUGACUUCCGCUGAGGCCAAGAAGUCACCAUCCUGCUGUUCCCUGGCACUCAGCAAUUUCAGCACUGUGGCAUCACUGAGAGAGCCAUUUAGAGAUGGUGCUGGGGUGAGGACUCGCUCACCCUUGUCCAUUCACUUCAACUUAGCAAGUGGCGAUGGCUACUUCCAGGGAGAAAAGGCCAUGAAAAAGAUCAAGCCAUCAGAAGGGAUAGAAAAUGACAAUCCAGAACUUGAAGCUGGACUUCAACAAACUCCACCAAAAGCUCCAAGACCAAGUCAUCAGGGACUUACUCCAGAACAGAAGUCCCGCAUGGAGUUCAACAAACUACAGGCAGAGAUCAAACUGCAGAGCAAGAAGACUCCAGCAAUGCAUUUCAGCAUUGGACACAGUUGGUACCAGGCUCUAAAAUCAGAAUUUCAACAGCAAUAUUUUCAACAGCUAAGUACAUUUCUAGCCAGUGAGAGGCAGAAGGCAACUAUUUAUCCCCCUGAAGGAGAAGUGUACUCAUGGACGCAGCACUGUGCCUUGAAAGAUGUCAAGGUGGUCAUUCUGGGCCAGGACCCUUACCAUGGUCCAAGGCAGGCUCAUGGCCUCUGCUUCAGUGUUCCUGUUGGUACACCCCCUCCACCAAGCUUGCUGAACAUGUACAAAGAAUUAGAGAAUGACAUCCCAGGAUUUGUGCGACCCCCACAUGGAUUCCUGCUUGGCUGGGCUAAACAGGGAGUGUUACUGCUCAAUGCCUGCCUGACCGUGCAAGCCCACCGAGCCAAUUCUCACAAGGACAAAGGCUGGGAGAAGUUUACUGAUGCUGUCAUCAGAACUGUGUCUCAGCGUAACAGAGGUGUCGUUUUUCUUUUGUGGGGAUCUUAUGCACAGAAGAAAGCAGCAGUUGUUGAUAAGAAGCAGCACCACUUGCUGAAUGCCCCUCAUCCCUCACCGCUCUCUGCCCACCGAGGCUUCUUUGGGUGUCAGCAUUUCUCAAAAUGCAACCAGCUUCUUCAAGCAGCAGGCAAGAAACCCAUUGAUUGGUCCUGUUUGCCUGAUAAACUGGAUGAAUAGAUCUUCAAGAUUACAUGAUUUUAUUUAAUUCAGGUACAAGUAACUUCAAAUAUAGGCAUGUUAUUUGUUUGUUUGGUUAUUCGUCUGUUUGUGAUAGCCAAAAAUGUUUUGAGUUUCAGCAUCCAUAAAUGUCAUUUUAGUUUGAGAUUUGAUAUCAAAUGGCUACCUCAUAAUGGGAAGACAUUUUUAUAUAUAUUAUUGUAAUCCUGUUUCCAAAUACUUAAAGUAACGCAAGAUCCAUUUAUUCUACUCUUUCUUUUUAAUUAAACAUCCCACCAGCAGAAUUUUCUGUUGAAUGUAGAUACUUUUUUAUCAUUUGCUACAGGUGCAUCCAAGGUAUAAAGAAUAUAUUUUCUUAUUUUUACAAUAUUGUGAUCAUGCAAUUUCCGUUGUCCAAAAAAUUGGAUAGCAACACCAUGAGACAUUUAUAUAAUUAUGUUGCUAGAGAAAAUUAUUUUUGGAUAGUAUUUGUAAUUUCCUAUAGUAAAAGUUAAGUGCUAAGUAAGUAAAUUUUUGUCUCACUCACUACAUACAAGAUUAUUCUCCCCA
Scylla paramamosain (green mud crab) is the source of this 1649-nucleotide messenger RNA. RefSeq names its product uracil-DNA glycosylase-like. Gene Ontology annotation, biological process: base-excision repair, AP site formation via deaminated base removal; base-excision repair. Gene Ontology annotation, molecular function: uracil DNA N-glycosylase activity. The record is from RefSeq and is a predicted model, not a curated record. The transcript is spliced from 10 exons. Gene Ontology annotation, cellular component: mitochondrion; nucleus. NCBI's taxonomy places the organism in Eukaryota, Metazoa, Arthropoda, Malacostraca, Decapoda, Portunidae. The coding region runs from base 222 to 1100 and encodes 292 amino acids.